AUGAACUCCCUGAUAAAUGUAGAUCAGAUCAAAGAAUUGAAAUGGUGUGAAUACAUCAUUACAGCACUUAAAUUCACGGUGUUGGAAUGGAAAAGGAAUCCAGGGCAUCAUACAGGGCCACUAGUCUUUGUUGUGCUCGCAUACAUGGAUCGUGUCAUACCCGAUUCAAAAUAUAGAAGAUCACGCAAAUUCCCAAUAAUUGCUCAUUGGACGACUGAUGAUGUGAAUAAAAGGGCAGCACACGAGAGAAAUGGAAAUGGUUUCGGGAGUGGUAUUAUUCACGAAAAGCCUAUAGAUCCAACAUCAAACCCUGAACCAAUAACUGAACAACAGCAGAAUGUAAAGGAACUGGAUUUGGCCGAAAGGUUUCAGGACAUAAUGAUCAAUGAUAUGGGGCCAUUACUAUUAAAACUUGGAAGAUUCUUUGAAGAAGCAAAAUCUGCAGGAAUUAGCAGCCAAUCUGAGCUAGCGAAAUUAUUCUUCAACUACACAAAGACAAUCAACAACAUGGUUGUUGAAACUGCCAAAGCUCCUGACAAUGUUGAAAGCCAAUUGGAUGCUUGGUGCAACAGUGAAGAGAUGAUUGAAUGCUUAAAAAAGUUCGAGAGCUUCAUAGAAGAUGCAUUAAAAUCAUCAAAACCUGCGAAUAAGCAGCAGGAGAAGGGUGAUGAUGAUGUGAUUUCAUCACAACCAAACUGGAGUAUUGGGCUUACCCAGUUGGAGUUUGAAGAUACAAUCAAAUCUACAGCAAACCAAUCUAAAGUGGUACAACCUAAAGCAAAUGAGCCUGAAGGAUUGAAUACCGUCGAGAAGGAAAUCCUAGAGAGCGUCAUACAAGGUGCAGUAACUAAUUACUCUACACCACAAAAGGUAAAUGACAGUACAGGUGAUAACACAAAUCAACAAAUUGUCAGUGAAGAAGAGAUAAAAGAGUAUAUUGAUCGCGGGAAAAAGCAAGACCAAAGGAAAAAAAGAGGAGAACUUAAAAUAACUGAUAAGUCACCUUUCUGGAAAAAUGGUGGAAAUGGAAUCAAAGGAAUCACUGAAAUUGAAAGGCUCGUAUCUGAUUACGCAUUUGUGGAUGACAACGACAUGUACAAACCCUUCUACGAUGCCAAGCUAUGA
This is a messenger RNA of Oldenlandia corymbosa var. corymbosa, 1125 nucleotides long. NCBI's taxonomy places the organism in Eukaryota, Viridiplantae, Streptophyta, Magnoliopsida, Gentianales, Rubiaceae. The record is from the annotation of a GenBank genome assembly.